UUAACGAGUAAUAAACCCAAAAUUGAAGAUUAAUGUUUACGUAAUACAGAAAAAUGUCAUGAAAGAGCGAAACACGCAAUGUAGCUUCCUACUUUCUUUAAUCCUCUGCGCUUGGUUUAAUGUCGGCCUGCCCCUCUCUCUGUUUCUCUCUCUACAAACACCGACCCUACACUCACACGCACACGAAUACAUACGUAUACCCAAUAUACAUUACACAGAUUUACAGCAGCAAUUUUAUACUAAUAUUAUUACAACUAUACGAUGACGGAAUGAUAAUUUAAUCGAGUCUCUUACACUAACUAGUAAGUAGGCCUCUGCUAUAAAGAAGCCGGCUUUUUAUUGGCUGCGGGUUUUCCGGCGAGUCCCAAGAUUCCUUCCCCCUUCUCGCACCGCCUUGAUCCCGGCUGCUCCGCCGCUCCCACCCACGUGGGCGACACCUUUCCAUUUUCAGUAAGUUUCUUUCCAGUCCAAGAAAAUUCCCCGGAAGUGUACGGCCACCUGCGGGAGCUUCAUGGGCCAGCUCAUUUCUGGCUGCGAGCUCGAUUUAAGAGUGGAUUCUUGGCGCAGAAGCGUGUUUUCGGACCUCAGUCUCUCAGCUGGGUUAUAUUCUUGAAACCCAGAAAAUAAAGAGGGUAUCUUUUUGUUGAAUGUGAAAGGAAGAUGAAGUGGAGGCGGAAUGCAAGCUGUGGGAAUUUUGUUGAAUCUGGGAGAUUUUUGAGUAUGCAUUGAGGCGGUUGUUUUUGUGUUGUUUGAGACGCAUUCUUUUGCUCAAAAGAAGAAAGUAUUCUUUUUGGGUGGAUAUAAUAACGCUAAGCUUUGGUUUAUGACGGAGAGUGUAUACUUGAAUUUCUGCGGCAAUGAAGGUUCCAUCUAAUGGAUUUUUGGCAAAUUCAGCUGAAGGCGAAAAAAAGGUUAUCAACUCUGAGUUAUGGCAUGCUUGCGCUGGGCCUUUGGUUUCUUUGCCACCCGUGGGGAGCCUUGUCGUCUACUUUCCUCAAGGUCACAGUGAACAAGUGGCAGCAUCGAUGCAGAAAGAGGCUGACGGUAUCCCAAGCUAUCCCAAUCUUCCUUCGAAGUUGAUCUGCAUGCUCCACAAUGUCACCUUACAUGCUGAUGCUGAAACUGACGAGGUCUACGCGCAAAUGACUCUUCUACCGGUCACUAAGUAUGACCAGGAAGCGUUGCUCGUGUCUGAUAUUGGCCUUAAGCAUAACAGGCAACCUACUGAAUUUUUCUGUAAAACUCUCACGGCAAGUGACACGAGCACUCAUGGAGGCUUUUCAGUUCCUCGUCGAGCAGCUGAGAAGAUCUUCCCAUCUCUGGAUUUCUCGAUGCAACCUCCUGCUCAGGAGCUAACGGCUAAAGACUUGCAUGACCAAACAUGGACAUUCAGACAUAUUUAUAGAGGGCAACCGAAAAGACACCUACUGACAACAGGUUGGAGUGUAUUUGUGAGUUCUAAAAGACUUAUAGCUGGUGACGCUGUGCUUUUCAUAAGGGAUGAAAAGUCGCAGCUUCUCCUUGGUAUACGACGAGCAAAUAGGCAGCAGCCUGCCCUAUCCUCGUCUGUUAUAUCAAGCGACAGUAUGCAUAUCGGAAUUCUUGCUGCUGCAGCUCACGCUGCUGCAAACAACAGCCCGUUUACCAUAUUCUAUAAUCCAAGGGCUAGCCCUUCGGAGUUUGUGAUUCCGCUUGCCAAGUAUAACAAAGCAAUGUACACACAAGUUUCGUUGGGCAUGCGGUUCAGGAUGAUGUUUGAGACCGAGGAGUCGGGAGUGAGGAGGUACAUGGGCACUGUAACCGGUAUAAGCGAUUUGGAUCCUAUUCGAUGGAAAAACUCACAAUGGCGUAAUCUCCAGGUCGGAUGGGACGAAUCAACGGCUGGGGAACGUCCUAGCAGAGUCUCGAUUUGGGAUAUCGAGCCUGUCGUGACUCCCUUUUACAUAUGCCCUCCUCCAUUUUUCAGACCAAAGCUACCCAGGCAUCCAGGUUUCCCAGAUGAUUCUGAUGUAGAGAAUAUGUUCAAACGAGGCAUGCCGUGGCUAGCAGACGACUUUGGGUUGAAAGAUGCUUCGAGCUCGAUAUUUCCUGGUCUGAGCCUCGUGCAGUGGAUGAAUAUGCAACAGAAUAAUCAGCUGUCGGCUAAUCAAUCGGGGUUGUAUCCUAACAUGGUCUCGUCCACUGCUCUACAGAGCAAUCUCGGCAGUGAUGAUCCAUCGAAACUGUUGAACUUCCAAUCCCCCGGUGUAGCCGCACAGAAUCUUCAAAUGAGCAAAGGAAAUCAUCAAAACCAGCAAGCUAACCAGCUGCUGCAAUCGAAUGUUCCGUGGUCUCAACAGCAGCAGCAGCACCUGCAGCAGAUGUUGCAGUCUCCAACGCCUGCUCAACAGCCGCAACAGCAGCAGCAGCAGCGACAGAUGCAGCAAACGCAAUCCCAGAUGCUUCAGCAGACACAACAACAGCAAUUACUGCAGCAACCCCUUCAGCAUCAACAUCAGCAGCAGCAGUCGAUGCUGCUGCCUCCUGUAACGAGCGGCAUGUCUUCUGAGCAGGCCGUGAGCAGGAAUCUGCAGCAGACAGCCGUAUCAUACUCGAAACUGCAGCAGCAGCAACAGAUACUGACAGGAAAUGCACCAGUGCAGCAGCACGAUGUCUCGUCUAACAGAACAUCGUUUCCUGUGACGUCUCUAACUCAGGACCUGCCUUUCCAGCCGCACGUCGAACAGCCUUCUACUCUGCUGCAGAGAUCUCAAGAGCAGCAGCAGCAGCAGCAGAUGCAGUUUCAACAAGGCGGGUUGCAGCAGAACUUAUCCCAAAGGCCCAUAGUGCAACAGACGUCGCAACAGAAUCUUUCCGAACAACAGCUGCAGCUGCAGUUUCUCCAGAAACUGCACCAGCAACAAAUGUCUGCCCCGUUAAAUCCGAUGAUGGAGCCGCAUCUGCCUCAGAAACAGCAAGUUCAACAAAUCCAGCAGACACAACAUCUCUCUGCUCCUAUGCAGCAAACGAAUGGGAACUGCUUUUCUGCAUCUACUCUUUUGCAGUCUCCACAGUUUCCCACGAACCAAUUUCAUAGCCAGCAAAAAACUCCACCUUUAGCCAGACAACAAUCUAGCCAUACUGAUGGCGAUGCUCCAUCGUGUUCAACAUCGCCUUCCAAGAACAAUGUAAAUGGCCUGCAACCGAGCUUCAUGAAGAACCAAACAGGGACACCUGGGAUGCUAGAUAAUACAAUUGUUCAUCCUUCUAACUUGGUACAGGAGAGUCAUAACAAACUAGAUGCUCGAAUAAAGCAUGAAUUAGCCAACUCCAAGGUUCCGGAGCAGCCCAAGUUCAAGAUAAAUGCUGCUGAUCACAUGGAUGCCACGUCGUCUGCUACCUCGUAUUGCCUGGAUGCCGGUGGUCUCCAACAGAGUUUCCCAUUAACGGGCUUGGAUGGCGAUGUUCAGUCACAUACUAGGAACGGCCUCCCUUUCACGGCUACUAUUGAUGGAUUGGCGCCCGAUGCUUUGUUGUCUAGGGGUUUCGAUUCUGGAAAAGACAUCCAGAACUUACUCUCUAAUUACAGUGGGACACCGAGGGAUAUUGAGACGGAUUUGUCCUCCGGGAUCAAUUCUCAGUCAUUUGGAGUGCCAAAUAUGUCUUUCAAACCAGGCUCUUCGAAUGAUGCUGCUCUAAACGAGACGGGGGUUAUGAACGGUGGGUUGUGGCCCAACCAGACUCAACGUAUGCGAACAUAUACAAAGGUUCAAAAGCGUGGGUCGGUGGGGAGAACCAUAGAUGUGAAUCGUUACAAAGGGUACGAUGAGCUGAGGAAUGAUCUUGCUCGCAUGUUUGGCAUUGAGGGUCUUCUGGAGGACCCUCAGCGCACCGAGUGGAAGCUUGUGUACGUAGACCACGAAAACGACAUACUACUUGUGGGAGAUGAUCCUUGGGAGGAGUUUGUGAGCUGUGUGCAGAGCAUAAAGAUACUGUCAGCCGCUGAGGUACAGCAGAUGAGCUUGGACGGAGAUCUAGCUCAGCUGCCUGUGGCGAACCAAGCGUGUAGCGGAACGGACAGUGGUAACGCGUGGAGGGUGCACUACGACGAUAAUUCAGCCACUUCGUUCAACCGGUAAAUGUAAUGCUCUCACCGAUUGACUUCAUCUGACUGCGACAAAGAGAAGCUUGAGUUGUAAAUGAUGAGCCCUUUUGGCCGAUGAGGGGCUGAUUGGUGUAAUUAAUUUGAGGUGUUUAGGAUUAGGUAGAAGAUUUGAGACAUAUAGGUUGAUGAUGUGUUGUUGGUGGAAGACAAAAUUUCUUCCCAUUAACGUUGUAUAGCUUCAUGGGCUGAGACCAAUUGAGGACUCUACUUGUCUCCCUCGCGCAUUAGAUUACCACGCUUUUAUACACUCAUUAAGUAUUUUCUUGCUUCUGCCUUCA
This is a messenger RNA of Salvia miltiorrhiza (redroot sage), 4422 nucleotides long. RefSeq names its product auxin response factor 19-like. The record is from RefSeq and is a predicted model, not a curated record. Gene Ontology annotation, cellular component: nucleus. NCBI's taxonomy places the organism in Eukaryota, Viridiplantae, Streptophyta, Magnoliopsida, Lamiales, Lamiaceae. Bases 858 to 4118 code for a protein of 1086 amino acids. The transcript is spliced from 13 exons. Gene Ontology annotation, biological process: response to hormone; regulation of DNA-templated transcription. Gene Ontology annotation, molecular function: DNA binding; protein binding.